GAUGUACAGUUAGACUUUUGUGACUGUAUACUAUAUACCGUGUCACUCGCAGACUUGCAGUACAUAACACACUUCUGCAUUAUACAAUGUCAGCUCUGAAACCCUCCAACCCCGACGUCGCCGGCGAAACUUCCGCCAUGAUCCGACCCGAACCGUUCGAGUCCGACGACGAUUUCGCAUUCCGUCUCCAACUCCUCGAAGCAAUGACCGCUUCUAUGAGCUUUCAACCUUCAUCAUCAACUCAAUCAUCAUCAAACGCCGCCGUUUCAAGCUCCUCCCAAACCCUAGCUCUCCACCAGGAGAUUCUCGACCUCAAUCUCGCCCAUCAGGAGGCGAAAAAAUCGCUGGACGAUUACAACCGUUGGAUUGACGAUCGCAAGCUUGCUGAACAGCUUCAAAACCAGUCGGAGGGCGAGUGGGAUGAUUUGGAGAGCUUUUCGGAAAUCGGAGAGUCAUCGGAGGGAGGUAGAGAUGAGAUUUUUAGAGUUUAUUUCAAGGGAUUGCUUGCAAAUGAUGAGAAUUAUGAUUCAAAAGGGAAGAGUUGUGUUUCGAAAGGGAAGAAUUGUGUUUUGAAACCAAAGGUUGCGGGAAUUGGAGUGGCGAUUUGUGAUGAGAGUGAUAGAUUGUUGUUAGAGAUUAGUAAGCCGGAGAAAGUGAUGGAGGGAGAGUGGAUGAAUAAUCGUGUUGUGGCUGCGAGAGCUUUGAUUGAAGGACUGAGUGCUGCGCUUAAUCUCGGUUUGAAGAAUGUUGUGUUUUUCUGCGAUUACUUUGCGUUACACCAGAUGGUUACCGGACGAUGGUCAGCGAAGCAAGAUAAAUUGGCAGUCCUACUUAACAAAGUUAAGAGUUUACGAAAGAGAUUCACUACCUGCAGGCCAUCUUUUGUGGCCCGAAAUGAAGUCAAGUUUGCGUUUAAACUUGCUAGAGAGGCUAUAGUUUCUCUAACGACCAAGCAUGCAGAGUCAAGUGGUGCAAAACUCGAGUCUUGUUCUAUCUGUUUGGAAGAUGUAGAGAUAUGUCAGAUUUUUUCGGUAGAUGGUUGUAUGCACCGCUAUUGCUUUUCUUGCAUGAAACAACAUGUGGAGGUGAAGUUGCUCAAUGCGAUACAGCCCAAGUGCCCUCAUGAUGGCUGCGCCUCUGUAUUGACACUUGAUAGCUGUCAGAAAUUCUUGACACCAAAAUUGGCUAAGAUUAUGAGUGAACGCUUGGCAGAAGAGGCAAUUCCUGUGACAGAGAAAAUAUAUUGCCCGUAUCCUAGAUGCUCUGCAUUGAUGUCAAGAACUGACAGUUUAGAAUAUACUAAAACUCUAUACCCUUAUGUCCAAGAUAGUGGAGUAAGGAAAUGCAUGCAAUGUCAUCGUCUAUUCUGUGCCAAUUGCAAGGUUCCUUGGCAUAACAACAUGAGUUGUUAUGUGUUUAAGAAAAACAAUUUCAAUCAACAUGGAGAAGAUGUAAAACUGAAGACCCUUGCAGCGCAAAAUCUAUGGCGUCAAUGUGUGAAGUGCAGUCAUAUGAUUGAACUAGCGAAAGGCUGCUACCACAUGACAUGCAGAUGUGGGUAUGAGUUCUGUUACACUUGUGGAUCUGAGUGGAAAAAUAAGAGAGCUACUUGUACCUGUCCACUAUGGGAUGAUGAUAAUAUUAUGGAUGAUGACUUUGACGAUGACUAUGAUGCUUUUGAGGAGGUUGACUUCUUUGAUUCAGAUGAUGAAGAUGAUUACUUUUGAGUUCUUGUGUAAAAUAUGACCAUCACUUGCAUUUUGUAAAUCUCAUUAGAUGGUGGAUAACCUCUAUUCUAGUGUAUUAAUGGCCUCCUGAGAUCCCUUGGGUAAUUGCUGGCGCCAGAGGUACACCAUGAUGGAAUUAUGGGCCCAGUUGUAGUUUUAAUGUUCGGAUUAUUUCAACAUUUUUGUUUAUAAAACUGUUAAAUUCCAAUUCUUGUUCUUCCUAAUUUAGAAAUGACAUCUCAACUGCAGUCAUGUAUUGUAGAACUGUUUUAUUGAGAUGAAACUGUCUAUGCUUUAGGUGCCUAUGGUGGAUACACCUAUGCUUUAGGUGCCUGUGGUUUUGUUA
This is a messenger RNA of Daucus carota subsp. sativus, 2073 nucleotides long. Its product is annotated as E3 ubiquitin-protein ligase RSL1. The record is from RefSeq and is a predicted model, not a curated record. The coding region runs from base 87 to 1727 and encodes 546 amino acids. The transcript has 3 exons. NCBI's taxonomy places the organism in Eukaryota, Viridiplantae, Streptophyta, Magnoliopsida, Apiales, Apiaceae. Gene Ontology annotation, cellular component: cytoplasm; ubiquitin ligase complex. Gene Ontology annotation, molecular function: zinc ion binding; ubiquitin conjugating enzyme binding; ubiquitin protein ligase activity. Gene Ontology annotation, biological process: positive regulation of proteasomal ubiquitin-dependent protein catabolic process; ubiquitin-dependent protein catabolic process; protein polyubiquitination.